AUGGCUGCCAAAUCCACUUCACUCUGCUACUCAAACUCUUCAAUCUCAUCGAGAAUCCAGCUAAACCCACGCGCCGUUAGAUGGGCUUACCCGACGGUGAGAAUGCAGUCACGCGUUCCACGUCUGAUCGAAGAGCAAGGUACGGUGCUCAUUCCCAGAUUGUACGACGGAUUGUCGGAAGCAAUCGUGCAGCAGAUCGGAUUCUCCGCUAUGCUGAUCUCCGACUGCUUAAGAUGGCAACAGCAGCGAGAUACUGGUGGAGGCUAUGCACUAAAUGUUCAAAGAACCGCAAAGGACUUAAUCGCAGCUGGUGCCGCUGGUUGCUUUCUUGAGGUUUUAGCUGUGCCUAUGUUGACUCCUCACUCAUACACAAGGGAAGAUGUAAUUGAGCUUCAAUGUCACGGUAGCAAAGUUUGUCUAUGCACACUCUUGUUUUCUCUUUCGGUUGUUGCUCAUGAUAAUAUCUAUAUCUUCUUGGUUUUAGAUGAUCUCAUCAAGUUGUCAAAGAGUGACACCAAAGGGAACAAGCGCAAAAAGUCAAGGAGAGCCAAGGUAGAGAGAACUUCAUAUAGUGCUGCAAGAGAUAAUAAUACCUCUAAAGAGAAGCAUUAUGUGAACUCACUUUCUGGAGUUAGCCAGGGUGCUGUUGCUAAGAGAGGGUCUAACUUCAAAGGAAAUCAGUUUCCUGUCACAACUCGUGAAGCGGCUACUGUUCCUCCACUCCGUGUUCCUAGAAGAGGUUUCAAUCCUGGAGGGACGAAUAGCGAAAAUCAGUCAAGGUCUAGAUGCUGGAUCAUUCUAUGA
Molecule: messenger RNA, 804 nt
Organism: Eruca vesicaria subsp. sativa (arugula)
Lineage: Eukaryota; Viridiplantae; Streptophyta; Magnoliopsida; Brassicales; Brassicaceae
Source: the annotation of a GenBank genome assembly